CGUCAUACCUCCCCCGUAUUCACAAUCCGCAUGCGCAUUCACCUGUUACACGAACUCCUUGAAAAUAUGUCAAUAAUAACCUCACUGUCCAAAGGGAACUGACGUAACAUCACAAAGAUGGUAAUGGAUCCUCCGGAUGAACAAAAGAAAAUACACGUAAACCCAGACUUCCUCCCAAACAAAAACAAAGCGCUGAAUGGGACAAGAGUACAUGUAAACCCAGCAUUCUUCCAAAAAUCAAGACCUGCUCCAUCAGACCCAUUAGUCAGUCAGAACCAGUCUCUACAUACUAGGCAUAACUAUUACCCAUCAAAUGUCUCUAGCAUAUCCAGGGUCGAUUCCACACAUUAUAAGCAGCAACAAUUGGCAUCUACAUAUGCCAGCACAGCCUCUGUGUCUAGGGUUCACUAUCCUGCAACCAGGUUGUUAGCAAGUGGAGCCCAGACACACAAUAAAUAUGAGAGCAAUAACUCUUUGUCACCAUACUGUAAUCUGUCUUCUACCAAAGCUGGUGAUGUUGCUGCUAGCUCUUCCAAACCCAUUGGAGGGAAGUCUUUGCAUUUAUUGACAGGAAGAAGAGAAAAUCAGGGACAUAACCUAGGUAAUGCUUCUACCCAAAAUAAAAUAAUCCCUAACACUACAUAUACAAAUUUAUAUCCCAGUCAACCAUAUGUGAAACAAAAAAUAUCUCCAUACUCAUGGACAGCCAAUAAGGUUCUGGUCACAGGCUCAGACAAGAUCCUGAAUCAUAGUGUAUAUAAAGUAAAUCCGACAAGUAACUUGCAACAAAAUGCAAGCCAAACUUCAACUAGUAGACAUGGCAAUGUUAAGAGGAUUUUCACAAAGAGCGGGAUCCAAGUACCUGGAAUGCAUACUCAACCUCCACAAAUAGAGAGUGGAAAAUCACAAUUAGGAACUACCUCCACAAAAACUUCCAACAUCUUGGUCAAUCCUAAACUCAUUCAAUCAAUAGCAAGUAACAGUAAUCCUGUUUUAAAUCAACAAGCUGUGAAUUUAAGCAGACCUUAUCCUGAGCAGCAGACAAAGUUGGAACAGGCAAUAUCACAGCAUGUUAGUGCCAAAAAAAGUUUAAUAAGAAAUCUAAAGGAGACUCCAAAGAAAGCAUCAAAGUUCAAAGUUAUCUCCAAGACAAAACUGGUGCGGCGGCGCUCAAGCAGCAUGUCAUCAGAUAAGGGUCGCAUUGGAGUACUGAAGAAGAGUCAUCUUAAAAGCAGUGUUAGUUCAGUACCUCAGCCUUCACUUAAAUUUCCCACACAGGCCAGGAAAUAUUCAACCAGCUCAGGUGUGAAAAAGCGCUACCUUGUUAAAUCUCGAACGAAACUUGUGAGACAGCUUUCUGGUUCAAGCAAUGUGGGUAAAGAUGCUAGUCCUGGCAAUGCAAAGUAUACGUUGAAGACAAAGACCAAACUUGUACGAAGAAAAUCCAGUAGCAGCUCCUCUAAUAAGACUGAGGAGGGUGAAAAUCAAGCCACAAAGUCUGCUAAUAACAAAACAAGUACAGAGAAAGGAAAGAAAUUUUUUGUGAUAUCAAAGACAAAAUUAGUUAGGAGAAGAUCAAAUUCUGGGGUAUUUAAAUCCAAUGUAUUGGUAAGGAAUGCAACUGCUAAACCUAUCAAGUGCUGGUCUUCCAAAUUUUGUGGUCUUUCUCAGGCAAGAAAUGCAAAUAUCUAUAAAGUAGUGAACAAUAGUAUUAGGUUAUCACUGAAACAGAAGGCUGCCAAGGGGAUCAUAUCCAAGUACAAGAUCAAUCGCCUUAAGUCAGAUUCCUCUCAGAAAGCCAAAAGUUAUGGAGAAAAGUCACUCCAUAGACAUGCGAACAGUGUAUACAAAGUGAAUAAUGCCAUUGGUCUGUAUCAGAAGCAGAAAGGAAUGAAGGGCCAUGUGUCAAAGUACAAGAUUAAUCGCUUAAAGCUGGACUCUUCCCACAGUUUUAAGGCUAAGACUGGGUAUCCAUUUAAGAAAGGGAAACUGGGAAUUCGCUCAGACCGGAUUAUUAAUAUUGGAGGAAUUUUAUACAAGUCAACUAAAACUUCAUUAAGGAAGCAGCUGGCUAAAAAAUUAGAGAAUGAAAAGAAAGCAGCAGAUUCCAUGUGUGUUGUUCAUCUUCGUGGUCACAAGUUCCAAGUUGGUGCCGGGGGGCGAACCCUGAAGAGAAUAACAGAUACCACAAGUUCUGGAAGAAUGCAGCCUGCCCUCUCUAGAGUUCACAUUGGUGGCCUCACUUAUUCUCGCACAGCAAAUGGCCAGUAUGAACUAACAAGGGUUCAUCAGGCUCGGGCUGUGGAUUCAGCAGGGAAGUGUAGCAAUGUGGUGAUCAAGCAACUAGAGACAGCAUUGCAAAACCAUGAUUGGCAUCCAAGUUCUAAGGACAACAGACAAGAAUAG
This is a messenger RNA of Penaeus indicus, 2406 nucleotides long. RefSeq lists its product as uncharacterized. NCBI's taxonomy places the organism in Eukaryota, Metazoa, Arthropoda, Malacostraca, Decapoda, Penaeidae. The coding region runs from base 118 to 2406 and encodes 762 amino acids. The transcript has 5 exons. The record is from RefSeq and is a predicted model, not a curated record.